CAGUUUUUGUUUUGUAAUAAAUACAUCUCCAUGGUUAAGUAGCAAAUGAGUGUUACUGUUGCGAUUUCUUAAAGGGAGGCUUUCCUAUCGUUGAUUGGCUAUUAUUAUUUCGAUAUUACCAAUCUAUAAUCCAAGAAAUGGAUGAAAAUUUGAAUUCUAUUGUAUCUGAAGAGACUACUUUUCCUGUAGAUGAUGUUAGCAAGAUUAUAAAAUCAGCUGUAGAAGAAGUUAUUGAAAGAAAUACAUAUCAACAUAGUAAAGUAAAACAAUGGUCCGACAAGAUUGUUGAACAAAUUUUGAGUAAUCUUAAAGAAUUGAAUAAACCUUUUAAAUAUAUAGCCACAUGUGUAAUUAUGCAGAAAAAUGGAGCUGGUUUUCAUACAGCCAGUUCUUGUUACUGGGAUAAUACCACUGAUGGUAGCUGUACUGUCAGAUGGGAAAAUAAAUCUAUGUAUUGCAUUGUAUCUGUAUUUGGACUUGCAAUAUGAGGAACUAUAUGAAAUGCUGUAUAUAUUUUACUAAUCGAAAAAAAAAAUUUCUGCUACUUGAAUUUGAACAUUUAAUAAAUAGAAUGAAUGUUGUCCCUAUAUGAAAUUUGGUUUU
Argiope bruennichi is the source of this 603-nucleotide messenger RNA. RefSeq names its product dynein light chain Tctex-type 1-like. Gene Ontology annotation, biological process: microtubule-based movement. The transcript has 5 exons. The coding region runs from base 138 to 488 and encodes 116 amino acids. Lineage: Eukaryota; Metazoa; Arthropoda; Arachnida; Araneae; Araneidae. Gene Ontology annotation, cellular component: cytoplasmic dynein complex; cytoplasm. The record is from RefSeq and is a predicted model, not a curated record. Gene Ontology annotation, molecular function: dynein intermediate chain binding.